Stylonychia lemnae is the source of this 3450-nucleotide messenger RNA. The record is from the annotation of a GenBank genome assembly. NCBI's taxonomy places the organism in Eukaryota, Ciliophora, Spirotrichea, Sporadotrichida, Oxytrichidae.
AUGGAUCGAAUUAAUCAGUAACUUGCUGAACCAAAUGAAAGGCGGGUAUACACUGAGGGACCCUCAAAUCUCGCAGAAGACGAUGAUGACCAACUUGACAUGCUUGACUAAGACGAAACAUUUCUUGACGAGUUAUCCCCUGAACAGUUCUAGUAAUUAAUGUAAAACCCUCGCUUGGCUGCUUUAUUCGCAAAUGAAGCAAAUGGUUAUGCACUAGGACUAGAUAAUAACGAUGACUAUGGAGAUGAAAAUGGGGAUUAUGAGUAUGUAGAUCUGGACAAUCUUCCAAAUGAUUAGCAGCAAUAUUUCUUAUCGGAUGAUUGCUAUUAUGGGAAUCUGGUUCAAAAUUUCAACAAUCAAGAUAAAAGCUAAUAAAACGAAUCACAAGAUGGGCAUUACAAUGUAGAGUUUAACAAUUAGAGCUAAGCUCACGAGGAAUACCAAAAGUAGCAUAUGGUCGAGGGCGAAGACGGCGAAUUGAUUUAAUGCGAUGCUGACAGUGAUUACUGUGAAGAUCUAGUAGAAAUUUACAGUCUAAAUGGCAAUGAUGAUGAUAUAAUUCGCUAUAAGGGCAUCCAUCUCAUGGACAAAGGUGGUUCUGAUCCUGAUAAUGACCCUGCAUUGGACAAGUAUUAAUGCCCAGAGACAGGCUCCCAUUUCGAAUUUCUAGAUAUGUGCAGGAGGCUGAAGAAACUGCAAACUAGGCGUUAGAUAAUCGAUAAAGUAAUUGAGGAUGAGAAUAGAAGAAAUCUGGCUCUUGUCUAGAAAUAAAAGUUCAAAGACAAUUCUUAAAAUCUAAGCAACUCCACAGCCCAUCAAAAGCAAUAGAACUUACCUACUCAGCAGUAGAAAGAACAGUCACAGUCAGUUCAGUAAUAGUCUCAAAAUAAUCACAACUAGUCUCUCUAGCAGAAAUCUCAGAAUCAAUCAUAGUCAAAGAAAACCACUAAUCUGCAAAGUGAGUUCAAAGAGAACAACACAAACAACUUAAUUUUAGCAGACAAUCACUCUGAGAAGGGCCAUGAAAAUUUAGUAGCUGAGGAUAAAAUCAAAGGACUUCAGCUCUUGAGCUAGAAAUCUGAAACAUAGUAAAACUUGCAAAACCAGUUUUCAUAAGUUCAGAGCCAGAAGGAGUAACUCAUAGUGGCUAAGCCUAAGAUUGGUAGGAUGAAGGAUCCUUACAUCAAUAAGGCACUGCCUACUGAAGUUAAUCUUGCAACAGAUGAGGGAUUCUCUAACAGCUUUAACUUUUAUGGGACUAAUGAAAACAUCUAAAUUUAGUCCAAUAGACCAUAAAACUAUGAAGAUUAGUUCUCUAAUGAUGAAGAGUUGAUUGACUAUCUCAAUUAGAAGCCUUCAACUUUGACUCAAAAGCCUAAGCUGCAUUAGAGCAGUAAAAGUCAUAAUUAGAACUUUUUAUAAGCUAAAGAUAAGAAUUAGAUCUGUGUGACCGAGGUCAAUGAAAACAUCCCUAAGUCAAACAUUAGUAAGCAAAAGCAGCUCGAAUACAAUAACUUCUUUAGUUCUGAUGCUUAGAGUGUUCAUCAGAGGAACUAGAACCUCUUGCCUAACUAAUUGGAUGCUAAGACUCUCUAAGAGAUGGACCUUCUCUCUCUAAGUCAGAUGCUGAUAGAUCAAUAGGCAAAUGCUUAGAAGAAUGCUUAAAUUCAGAGCCAGCAGAAUGUAUAUUAAUAUAAUAAGAGCACCGACAAGAUCAAGAAGCGAUAAAACAGUGCAAGUAACAACAGUAAGAGUAAAAAGAGAAAUAACUCUCAGUCACUAGUUUAAAACCACAAUAAGACUCAUUCAUUCAAUUAGAAGCAGAACUAGAUUUAGCAAAUGCUUAUGAGUUUCUACUAGAAUCAGAAUCCUAAUUCUAGAGCCAAUUACAGCAAGAGCAUUUAUGAAAAUAAAGGAAACAGCACUUUGCGAGAUCAGGUCAAGCAAGGCUAACCUAUGGGCCCUAAGAUUCUUGUGGGUGGACCAUACAAUAGCACUAAACCUAAAAAUUAGGUACAAAUCAGCCAAAUAUACACCAGUCUUGGCAGCAAUUAAUCAAAGCUCAAUACAACUAAGAAUGGCAAUCUGUCUAACAAGAGAUCAAAAGUUAAUAUUAAAAAGAAUCCCAAUAAUAAUGGUCUCCAACCUAGAGGUAACACUCUUGAUAAUAGAUAUAAUCAAGGGUCUAAUCAGUCUCAAUAGUAUAAGCAAUAAAUCAGUAAUAUGAUAAGUGUUUAAGCUAAGAACAAUCAGCAAAAUGCCUUGGGAAGUAAUAGUACAACAGCUGCUAUGAAUUCUUAAAGUGCCAGCAGACCUGGUUCAGCUGUUAAGAAAUUGUAAGGGUCCUCUCCUCAUCAUUAUAUGAAAGGCAGCAAAUUAGCUAGUGGAGGAGCGAGCAAUGAGUAUAAAAACUUGCUUUUCUAUAACAAGCAAGAAUCUUAAGGAACAGAUAAGAAAGAAAAAGUGUCAGCCUUUAAUAAGGGACAAACAUUUUAGAAUCUCGAGAAAACGACAACCAUCCAUAAGAAGAACAACAGCGUCUCAGUAACAAAAUAUUCUUCUACAGGGAGGUCUAAAAUGAAACAUAUUAAUCAAAAGCAAGCCCCAUCUCACUAGGAGUAUAACAGCUAGGCUCUAGAUUAAAUUCUAAAUACCUAGCUUGAAACCUAAACUGGAGACUAUCAAUACUCCACUUUUCAUGAAGGACUAAUGACAUCAGACUAGUAAAGAGUCCAUACAAUGAAUUCUAAUAAGAAGACUAAUCCAUUCCUAAUGAAUACCAAUUCCUCUCAUAAAAACAGACAGAAGUCAACGUCUAAGAUAGCAACUUCUAAGUCAAGAUAGAAAGCAGAGUUGUUUAAGCCAAUGCAAAUUCAAGCUCAUAUAAAAUAGAGUGCUAAACUGAGGACCAAAGUUAGUGGUCAAAAUAUCAGCAAGAUCGAUAUAAAUAAUGUUAUUAAGAAGAUUAACUUGAAGCACAACACUUAUCUUACUAAUGUAAAUACCAAUGUAAACACAAAUAUCAAUCCAAGUUCAUUAUCCCAACAAUCAGUAGUCAAAUAGAAACAAAAUAUGAUUUCAAAUCAGUAAACUUAGCAUGGAUCUACCAUUCAUAGCCAUCAAAAUAUUUAGAGCUAUCUUGCGCAAGCCACAAAGAAGGUCUUAGCUUAAUAACUAGAUCAGUAGUCUUAGGUAAACAAAAGAUACAGUUCAAUAAAACAUUCAGGAAGAGAGAAUAACGAAAAAAUCCAAAGCAGAUCUAAGGGCUCAAAUAAGCCUCAAAGAGUUAGCUCAGGGAAUGGCAUUAAAAGCUUCAGUAAAUAUCACUUUGCUCAGCCUUAAUCAUAGCUAGAGGCAAAUGUAUUGAUCAACAAAGAAGGAAAGAAGAAAAACACAUUCGUAGGAAGUAGCUACGAGUAUAGAAGUGAGAGAUGCGAGACCGUAUCAUGA